GAAGAAACGAAGUGCCCACGCUGUCUAUCUUGUCUUUUCCUUUCUUCUCUCUGUUCCUUCUCUUUUCCUCCUCGACCGUUCACAAGAAGCACCCCAAGCUUUUAGGGUUAGGGUUUUUCUUUUGCCGCAAAACCCAAACUUCCAGGUCUGUUUCAUACCAGCAGGCCACGGACUUGGGUUCUUGGAGUACUCUUAAGGUUCCAGUUAUGGGUCGUCGCUCCUCUGUGGUCAAAUGGUACCAUCUUAAAAAAUCCCUGAAUCUUUUGUUUCUCAUUUGGUCGUUCUUCAGUGUUGCUUUGGGAUUGGAUUCGGAUCACUCGGCUCUUUUGGAGUUCAAGGCUUCAGUUUCGGAUCCACACGGAGUAUUGUCGAGCUGGAGCUUAAACAGUUCUGGUCACUGUUCGUGGGCCGGAAUCUCAUGUGCUUCCAAUUACCGGGUUGUUUCUUUGAACAUAAGCGGUGGAGGUAAUUCUGCUUCUUCAUCUUGUACUCAAGUUUCUCAGUUUCCACUCUAUGGCUUUGGGAUUAGAAGGGAUUGUUGGAAUAGUGAUGUGAAACUCGUGGGAAAACUGUCUUCGUCUCUAGCUAAACUCACUGAACUAAGCGUCUUGUCGCUUCCUUUUAAUGAAUUAAGUGGCGAGAUUCCUAAAGAGAUUUGGGCUAUGGAGAAUCUUGAAGUUUUGGAUCUGGAAGGAAAUUUAAUUACCGGAUCUCUCCCUAAUGAGCUUAAAGGCUCAAAGAAACUGAGGGUUCUCAAUCUGGGUUUUAAUAAGUUAACAGGAGAGAUCCCAAAUUCGUUCAGAAAUUGUGUCGGGCUGCAAGUCUUGAAUUUGGCUGGAAAUCAAGUUAACGGGACUGUUCCUCGUUUCAUUGGUGAAUUUAGGAACCUGAGUGGUUUAUUCUUAUCUUUCAAUGGACUUAGUGGACCUAUCCCUAGUGAGAUUGGGCAGAACUGUGGAAACCUCGAGUAUUUUGAGCUGGCAGGUAAUUUGUUAACAGAAGCUAUUCCAAGAAGUUUGGGUAAUUGCACACAGUUAAAGUCGAUACUACUCUAUUCAAACAUGUUCGAAGAGAGCAUACCUGUUGAAUUCGGUCAACUGAAUCAACUUCAAGUGUUGGACGUGUCGAGAAACAGCCUUAGUGGAUUCAUUCCAUCUCAGCUGGCAAAUUGCACAAAGUUAUCCAUAAUCGUGUUGUCGAACUUGUGGGAUCCACUUAUUAAUACUUCUUACUCUGCAGGCAGUUCCUCAACCUCAAAAUCUGCAGCCAAUAGUGAUGAAUACAAUUUUUAUGAGGGAAUGAUUCCAGAUGAAAUUGUCAGACUGCCCGGUUUGCAGAUGAUAUGGGCUCCUAGGGCAACAAUGGAAGGCAGCUUUCCCAGAAACUGGAGUAAAUGUAACACCCUAGAGAUGGUGAACCUGGGUCAGAAUUACUACACAGGAGAUAUCUCGGGGGUAUUUAGUAACUGCAGGAAUUUAUAUUUCCUGGACUUGAGCCUGAACAGGCUUACUGGCGAGCUUGUUGAAGAACUUCCAGUUCCUUGCAUGAAUGUGUUUGAUGUGAGCGGGAAUUUUCUUACAGGUUCUCUUCCAGCAUUCAGUAAUAACAGAACAUGUUAUCAUCUUACAAGUGUGAAAAGAGAUUCAUUUUCAGCUUACCUUUCAUUCUUUACCCAUAGAGCUAUGGUUGAAGCCAGUACAACAUUGUUUGGAGAUGGUUUUGGUCCUGCUGUGGUUCAUAACUUCAAUGGCAACAACUUUACCGGCCAACUGACGUUUUUGCCCAUAGAACGUGAAGCAUUUUUAGGAAAACCCAUACCUGUUUAUGCAUUUCUUGCUGGUAGUAAUGGGUUGACAGGGGCUUUUCCUGGAAGUAUCAUGGAUCAGUGUCGACAUAUGAGAAGUUUGAUUGUAAACGUGAGCAACAAUGGGUUGUCUGGUUGGAUCCCAGCGGAUAUUGGCUCUAGUUGCAGGUGUCUCCAGCUUUUUGAUGUCUCUAAGAAUCGGAUUUCUGGAUCCAUUCCUCCAAGUAUAGGGAAUUUGGUUUCUCUCAUUUCUCUUAAUUUGAGUUGGAAUAUAUUGCAAGGAGAAAUUCCCAGCACUUUUGGGAUGAUGAAGAAUCUCAAGUAUCUCUCUUUAGCUGGCAAUGAUUUGAAUGGGUCCAUCCCAGUGAGCUUGGAUCAGUUGAAGUCAUUGGAAGUGCUUGAUCUUUCCUCAAAUUCUUUGUCAGGCAGGAUUCCAAAAGAUUUGGUGAAUUUAAGGAACUUGGAUGUCCUCCUCCUCAACAACAACCAGCUGUCAGGUGAGAUCCCAUCUGGAUUUGUAAAUGUGACCACACUAGGUGCAUUUAACGUGUCUUUUAAUAACUUGUCUGGUCCGCUACCCCCUAAUGCCAAUUUUACGAAGUGCAAUAGUGUUCUUGGGAACCCUCAUCUCCAACCAUGCCAUAUCUUCUCUCCAUUACCAUCCACAAAUCAGCUAGGGGUAUUAGGGGAUUCACAAAACGCUCCAGUACUUCCUCCAACAAGUUUGAAUGAAAAAAGAGGCAAUGGAGGGUUGAAUUCGAUAGAGAUUGCAUCUAUAGCAUCAGCAUCAGCUAUCCUGUUGGUUCUCAUUGGUCUCAUCAUCAUCUUCAUUUACACCAGAAAGUUGAAUCCGAUAUCCAGAGUCGCCGGAUCUAUACGAAGGGAAGUCACAGUCUUCACGGAAAUUGGAGUCCCUUUGACAUACGAAGAUGUUGUACACGCCACCGGAAAUUUUAAUGCUGGAAAUUGCAUUGGCAAUGGUGGAUUUGGAGCAACGUACAAGGCUCAGAUCUCACCAGGAGUCUUAGUUGCUGUAAAACGGCUUUCCGUGGGACGUUUCCAAGGCUUUCAACAAUUUGAUGCAGAAAUAAAAACCUUGGGGAGGCUUCGGCAUCCGAAUCUCGUGACUUUGAUAGGAUAUCAUGCCAGCGAAGCGGAGAUGUUUCUUAUAUAUAAUUAUUUACCAGGGGGUAAUUUGGAAAAGUUCAUCCAGGAAAGGUCAACGCGGGCCGCUGACUGGAGAGUACUUCACAAGAUUGCUCUAGACAUAGCCCGGGCACUUGCCUACUUACACGAUCAAUGUGUGCCUCGUGUUCUUCACCGUGAUGUCAAGCCUAGCAAUAUCCUUUUAGACGAGGACUACAAUGCAUAUUUAUCCGAUUUUGGACUGGCAAGGCUUUUGGGGACUUCAGAAACUCACGCAACUACCGGUGUGGCGGGAACUUUUGGAUACGUGGCCCCAGAAUAUGCAAUGACCUGUCGUGUCUCUGACAAGGCUGAUGUGUACAGUUACGGGGUCGUUUUGCUUGAGUUGAUUUCCGAUAAGAAGGCUCUGGAUCCCUCGUUUUCCUCGUAUGGAAAUGGAUUUAACAUUGUUGGCUGGGCAUGCAUGCUUUUGAGGCAAGGACGAGCUAAGGAGUUCUUCACGGCCGGUUUGUGGGAUUCAGGCCCACGUGAUGAUCUGGUGGAGGUGUUACAUUUGGCAGUUGUCUGCACCGUGGAGUCUCUGUCAACUAGGCCCACAAUGAAGCAAGUUGUUAGACGGCUAAAGCAACUUCAACCUCCAUCUUGUUAAGAGGUGACUAACAUUGUGUUGAUGUCAUGUAAAGGUAAAAGAAAGUGUAACUGUAUUUUUAAAUUUUAACCCAUCAGCACUUUGACAAAGUAGCCCCUCCCCUCCCUUGAGAAAUCUAUGCAGUUUUUUUCCAAUAGGUUCCAUCUUUUUGAGUUUGUUUGUAAUUGGUAGCUUUCAUUGUAAAUUUAGUAUAGCUUUGCCCCAUUUUUAUGUCAUCAUGUGCCUGCCUUAUUAGAGAUUGUAUUCCUGGAUGCAUCUGCAGAAUGCAGAUUAUUAUCUCUAACAAUGUAUACAUGUAUGUAACCCAUUUAUGUUGUCCUGUGCUCAAUAAAAUAAAA
Messenger RNA from Cuscuta europaea, 3937 nucleotides. The record is from the annotation of a GenBank genome assembly. NCBI's taxonomy places the organism in Eukaryota, Viridiplantae, Streptophyta, Magnoliopsida, Solanales, Convolvulaceae.